AUGUCGGCUAACUGCAGCAUUUGCAAUUUGGUGUGUGACGAUGAGAAGAGUUGUAUCAAGUGUGUUGGGAAGUGUAGUGCAGUGAUACAUAUUAAUUGUGUUCCAAGCAAGACCCGUUCCAAACUCGAGUGGAUGUGCGAUGUAUGCAGACUUGAAAAGGAGUCCGUAAAUAGUAAAAGAUUGGCAUCAACUGUAAUAACUAAAGAUUUUCUUAUCUCAACCAUGAACUCUUUCAAGAACGAAGUUUUUAGUGAGCUUCAAACCUACAGCAAAGAGUUUAAAGACUUCAAAUCCUCCUUAGAAUUUUUCUCAGAGAAAAUGGACAAUGCCUCUGAAUUAAUGAAUAAAAUAACGGAAGAAAUGAAAAGUGCAAAGGAGGAAGCCCGACUACUGCGUGAAGAAAACUCAAAGUUGCGCACGGCCGUAGAGGACCUGGAGAUGAGAAUGAGAGACAUGGAACAGUAUUCGCGGAUCUCUAACAUUGAAAUUAGCGGAGUUCCUGUGUCUCAGAAUGAAGAUUUGGAGAGUCUGCUGUGUGAUAUUUCCAAGGCCAUCAACGUGGAGCUGAAGGAGGAGAGUGUCGAGGCGGCGCAUAGAGUCCCCAGCUACAACAUGAAGCGAGCUGCCCCCAUCGUCGUCAAGUUCAAGUCCCGACGAGACAAGGAGACGUGGAUCAACGGCUUCAAAGCGACGCGACCCCUGACAGCUGACAAGAUCAACCCGAGGAUGCCGAAGGAGAAGGUGUUCAUCAAUGAGCACCUUUCACCAGCGAACAAGCAACUCCUCUUCAAGACCAAGGAGGCUGCAAGGGACCGCGGCUACAAGUUCGUCUGGACCAAGGACGGAAAGAUCUUCGCACGGAAGGACAGCGGCGAUAGAGUAUUGAAGAUCACUGGUGAAACGAGUGUUAGAGACAUGUGA
Messenger RNA from Homalodisca vitripennis (glassy-winged sharpshooter), 921 nucleotides. RefSeq lists its product as uncharacterized. The record is from RefSeq and is a predicted model, not a curated record. Gene Ontology annotation, biological process: retrotransposition. Bases 1 to 921 code for a protein of 306 amino acids. Gene Ontology annotation, molecular function: single-stranded RNA binding. Gene Ontology annotation, cellular component: ribonucleoprotein complex. The transcript has a single exon. Lineage: Eukaryota; Metazoa; Arthropoda; Insecta; Hemiptera; Cicadellidae.